Molecule: messenger RNA, 1761 nt
Organism: Mycena indigotica
Lineage: Eukaryota; Fungi; Basidiomycota; Agaricomycetes; Agaricales; Mycenaceae
Product: F-box domain-containing protein
Exons: 1
Coding region: 1-1761 (586 amino acids)
Source: RefSeq, a predicted model, not a curated record
AUGACGCACGAGGAUGGAUUCUUCGCCUCCCAGCUCCUGCCCAGCAGCGUCAAAACGACUUCCCUUGUUGACUGCCUACGAGCCAAUAUUCAGCCCUCCGAUGCCGAAGCCCACCAACUGCGCAUGGCGGUCUCUCGCUUCCCAGCUGAGGUUGAUGAAUAUGACAAGGAGAUCGCUCGCCUCCAGGCCAGCCUCGCACGCUUGACAGAGGAGCGUAGCCGGAUGCAAAUAUACUCGAAUGCGAGCGCCAGCAUCCUCUCUCCAAUCCGGUCCAUUCCAACCGAACUUUUGCUUGCUAUUCUCAGUGAAUGUGUCGACUUUGUGCCACGGAAGAAGUACACGGGACGGUGGACGAAGGACGGUCCUGAUAUCGACGACGCGUUGCACAUGUCCUGGAGGAUUCUAGGCACCGUCUGCUGCCAGUGGCGCACCGCCAUCAAGGGUGCGAUGCAGAUCUGGCGGGUCCUCGAUUUCUCCGCCGUCACAAUAAAUGACACCGGAAUCGCGAUAGACACCGCAGACCGUGCGAUGCGGGCGGCCAGAAACUCAUCGCUUGUCCUCCGACUCAGGCCUACGUUCUGCCGCGGCGCGCCCUACACUGUCUACGCUGGGUUCGGUCCGACGUUGAAGGCAGUGUCACACUUGUUGGCAUAUCCCGAGCGUUUAACGUCGCUGAAGCUCAUCGUCAACCACAACGAUUUAAAUGAAAUGCAAUACAGCUUCCGCAACAUUCUGUUCCAGCUGGAAGAGCUUGAGCUUGAGACGGUUCCUGAUGUCCAUCCCCACAAAAGCAGCGCACCGCGCAAUAUUUGGGCCCAUUGGAGGGUGUUUGAAUCUCUCCCCGCAUUGAAGACGUUCACUUUCACGGGUACUUUCACAACCACGCCCCCGCCAGUCCCGUGGGCCCAACUCACACAUGUCCACUUCAAGCUUGCGUCACGUGAGGCCCGCAAGCGGCUUGAUGAUGAAGACGGCCCAUUAUACUCGUUGUUCUCCUUCCUCGAGCAUUGUACGGAACACUGCACCGUCGUCAUAUCGGGCCUGGAAGAACGCCACGACCCCGAGUACGAACACUGGCCCACUCAGCCAACACUGCGGUCGGCCCUCCACGCCCUGCAUCUCCUCACUAGUACUAUCGACGGCGCCGGGAGAGGAGAACCCAUACGCAUCCUGCAGCUCUUAGACCUGCCCAAUGUAGCCGAAGUCCGGCUCGACGCUGGUGGGUACUACCGGGGCCAUCUGUGGAAUCCAGCAAUAUUCUCCGCCUUCGUGAACCGCUCGCCACUGCUAACCGCAUUGCACCUUCUCGGGGUUACAAUAGCGCCAAUGGACCUCAUUUCUGCCCUCCGCCAGACGCCCCUCCUGCAGCGGCUCUCCCUCGAGGAUCACGCGAAGUCACACAAAGGAUUAUUCGUGUUUUCGUUGGACAACGCGGCACUGCGGGUCCUUUCUGACACACCGUACAUCGCCCCUAGGCUUGCGGACCUCACGCUCGUAUCCUACUUCCAGUUCAGCGAGGCGCUGUUGGCCGAUUUGCUUGCGGUGCGCGCAACGCACAAUCGCCGUACGGGGCAGAACGCCGGCAGAACCCGGCACCCGUUCGUCUUUCGCGGCCAGCUCUUGCCUGUUCCUGCGAAUGUUGAGGACAGCAAGCUGGAAGACGGAACGGACCUUGAAUGGACAGCGAAGGAUGCAGCCGAGAUUUCCGACCUCCUCAUGGAGUCUGCGUGGAAGGAAGGGCUGCGUUUUGUCCUGGAAUGA